AAUGUUUACAAAUAUAGUGAUUGUGUCAGUGAUUGCUCUUUAGUGACAACACAACAGAUGUUUUACAUUUGUAUCCGAUUGUCACCUAAUAAUCACUGACAUUGUCAUCAAAAAUGAUUUACAAUUAAGAGUUUGUCAUUUUCUUUUCAAAUCUGAUGACCAUUUUUUGCCAAAUUAUAACAAAUGAUAGCAUUAAUUGAUAGCUUUUAACUGAAAGACGAUAUGAGCGACGAUAAGACUACUGAUAACCAAUUGGAGGACAUCUCUGCCAAGGAUUUACCACCAGAUAAGCCUUUAGUGACAUCAGACCAAAAAGAUAGUGACGUUUGCGCCUCAUUUGACGACAUCUCUCUGUGCGACCACAGUUCGGCCACCGAUGAAAUUGUGGACAACCAAACAAAUGCUAAUAAUGAUAAUGAGAUGAUUUGUGAGAUAAAUGAAGAUAAAUUGUCGAUGGAUUUGAUCUUAAAUGAUGAUAUCCUUAACAAUGAAGACGAUGGCAACGACUCAACCGAUUUAGAGAUAACUAAAGAUAUGAAUACCAAGAAUGGAUUAAUGUUUGAUAUUAGACUUAUUGAAGACAAAUAUGAGAGUCAAAUACUUUGUCUGCAAAGAGAAAGAAAUGAUUUACAGAACCAAUUGGAAGACUCUAAGAAAGGUUUCUCUGAAAAGGAGUCUAUGUUUAAUGAGAUGAAGAAUCGUCUGAAGGAAAACUUGGAGAGAAUUACUAAACAGAAGGAUUUGACACAAAAAGAAUUAGAGUCUAUGGUUAUUAAGUACGCAAACAAUGAAAAAGAGGUCAUUCUUCUCAAGAAACUUAGAGAUGAUUACGAGAAAAAGUUUAGAGAUAUAUUAAAAGAUAAAGAAGGUCUCAGAUUGAGAAUUAAAACGUUAACUACAGAGAAGACACAAGUGAUGACCAGUUUUGAUAAGAAAGUGUCAGAACUUACGACAGUUCAGAAAGAGUUCGAUAAAAUUAAGGAUGAGCUCAAAGAUAGAGAUAAUAAAUGGAAACAAACGACUAAUAAAUUCAAUGAUGAAGUGAUGGCUCACAUCGAGACACAGUCUAAACUCGAGACGACCAACAAAAAGACAAUGGAGUUAAUGACAGAAUUGGAGAGUUUGCGACAAAAAGUAGACAACUUAUUGAACACUAAUAAUAUUGAAUCUGUAAAUAACGAUAAUUGUGAUGAAAGUGAUGACAUUGUCAUUUCAAAAAUAGAUAAAUUAAAUAAUGAAAUUGAAAUUUAUAAGAAAAAAGUGAAUAUUUUUACUGAAGAAAAUCAAAGUUUAACCACAAAAAUCCAAAAUCUUGAGAGAGAACGACUUGAUUACGAACACAGUGUUAGCAAAUGGAAACAAUCAGUCAAUGAAUUGGAAAUACAAAUGACUGAAUAUGUGGCUAAACUUAGAGAUAAAGAACAACUUUAUCUUGAGUUAGACAAACAAAAACAAUUAUCAACAGAUUUGCAGAAAGAAAUUGAAAGAUUAAAGUCUGCUAACAACGAGUUGAGAGCUGAGAUGGAGUCGUGUCGACAUAAAGAAGGAGAACUUCUUGAGUUUACCGAACGCUUGACCGCUAAGACUGUUAAUCUGCAGUCCGAACACAAUCUUUUGGAACAGAAAUCUCAGUUACUUAAAGACGAUAUCGAAAGACAGCAAAAGCAAUGCGAAGAUUUAACUAAAGAAAACUCAACACUAAAUGAAACAAUCAGACAAAUGAAAGAAUUGCAUCAAAAAGAGAUUCAACUUUUAGCCAAAAAAUUGGCUGAAAAGACUAAACUGAGUGAUGAACUUAAAGUUAAAGUCGAAGAAUUAGAAAAUGAAAUCCGAAUCAAUAAAAGGAAACACAUUACCAGUAUUAAAGAACUCAAUAAAGAGUUAGUUUCAAUGAGAAAGCGAACCGAACACUUGGAUGUCGGUUCCAAUAAUAGCCAAACUGAUGGUGUGAGUCUUGGCUCACGAACAAGUUCUUUGAAUUCAUUGAAUGAACCAUUAAGUUCAUCGCACACUUCCAACACAUCUCAUUCAUCACAAGCACAGACAUCUAAGCCAUCAGUGAGUUGUAGUCAUCAAACAAAUAGUACCAAUAGUACUGAUUCAGUCAACAGUUCUGAUACUUCCACUUACAAUAUGACGGCUUUGCCAGACGUCGACAAACAGCUAUUAAUUGAUCGCAUCAUAAAAUUUCAGAAACAAUUAGAAAAGAAAAAUGAAAAAAUAGAGUUUUUUGAAGAACAUAAUCAUCAACUCUUGGAAGAGAUGAAGAAAAAAUCAAAAUUAAUUCAAUUUUAUAUAAUGAGAGAGGAAUCCGGAGCUUUGUCUACCUCAUCAAUGGAUAAUCAUAAACACCAAUUAGCCAAACGUGGCACUGGUAUCAUGUCUUCGCUAUAUAACAGCGCUCCCAAUGACGCCAAUAUGACACUAGAAUUGUCUCUUGAGAUCAACAAGAAAUUACAGGCAGUCUUAGAGGAUACUAUUUUAAAGAAUAUCACAUUAAAAGAAAAUCUUAAUACAUUGGGAGUUGAAAUUGAGAGACUUUCCGGAAGGAAAAAGUGAUUCAAUUGUUAUUUUUAACUUAAAAUUUAUUUAUUUUUAUGUACUG
Oppia nitens is the source of this 2605-nucleotide messenger RNA. RefSeq names its product coiled-coil domain-containing protein 186-like. Bases 223 to 2559 code for a protein of 778 amino acids. NCBI's taxonomy places the organism in Eukaryota, Metazoa, Arthropoda, Arachnida, Sarcoptiformes, Oppiidae. Gene Ontology annotation, biological process: vesicle cytoskeletal trafficking. Gene Ontology annotation, molecular function: small GTPase binding. Gene Ontology annotation, cellular component: trans-Golgi network. The record is from RefSeq and is a predicted model, not a curated record. The transcript has 3 exons.